UCACUGCGUCCCUCCCAUUUACACACAGUGUCUGUUUCCCCCGAGGUGGCCAUGGUCAGCGCAGGAACCAGCAGCUAUGGUUUGCAGCGCGGCUCUAUCGCCUCUCCUGUGGCCCUUCCAUCAAUGUCCUCAGAUGCAGUGCCCACUGUCUCCGGUCACUCUCCGACUUUGUUUCUCACGGGGACCUCCUCUCCAUCUCCUGACCGUGUUUCCUCCCUAAGCAUGUCAUCCCUCACCUCCUCCAGAUCCUCACCGGAAACCCUUCCCUCUUCUCCAGCCACCACACUCUUACACAAUAAUUAUGCUCCCCCCAGCACCGUGUUGGCUCCUGUGUCUCCCACCCAUUCUAGGCAGGAGUCUCAGUCCUCUCUGUCAUGGGACUCAGAGCUUUCCACAUCAACAUCUCCCAGGGCUACAUCUUACACCACAAUGGAGACCUUUAUUUCCACAUCAAAGCCUAGCUCCUCUGAGGUUACAAGUAUUCAGAUGGAGUCACUGUCUACCCUUUCCCCUGGAUUGACAAAGUCCAGCACCUCUGAUCAGACCAACUCCUGCACAAAUACAAGCUGUCUCCUUUACAGUGUACCCACGGAGGCCAGUUCUGUGUUCUCCAAGACAGACAUCCUUCCCUCUUCCAGAACACCCAUCCCUUAUCCUUCUCAGUUCACUAAUUCUCCAGACUUCUCCACUCGGACAAUAGCCAGGCUCUUCGCCUCCUCCACCAAGACAGAUUCUUCAGAAGUAACUAUCACCACCCACACAAGUCCUUCUCAGGAUACAACACAGGAUACCCUUACCUGGGAGACAUCAACCACCAGAUCCUGGGCAGGGUCCCAUUCACCUGGCCCUGCCACUAUGUCCAUGAUUGCAGGGAACUUGCCUUCAUCCACUUUUAGACCAUUAUCCUCUUCUGUCUCCACUACGACUGGCUCUUCAACCAGCCCAGCCCUCCCUCGGACUACUUCCUCUCCCGCUACCCAUCUUGGGACAGAGAGCAUCCCUACUGAAGGAUCCUUGAUGACGCUCAGUGUGUUGGAGUCCAGCACCCAGCCAGUCAAGACCUCUGUAUCACCCACUUUGAAUAUCAGAGCCAUUGAGAGUAUUGACUCAAAAACAGAUACAAGUGCUUUUGCAGUUCCUCCACCCUCCACCCAAUUCACAAAACCCGAUGACACUGUGGAGCGGCACACAAAGAAACCCAAUGGAGCGGCCCCCAGAGGCACCGCGGGACCCGUCGAGGGCCCUCUGGCAGCCACAUCACCUGCUGGUUCUAAAGGUCCAGCCACAGGGAGGACAGGAAGAGCAGAGACCACACCUCUGCAGACCACCGCCACCCCCUCUUUCAUCACCUGGAUCUCCAUCCCCACCUCAGAAGACCUGAAGCUCCAGAUAUCGGGGGGAACCAUCAGCGCAGCUCCAGAGGCAGCGGCUUCCUCGGCCACGGGUCUUAGAGAACCUAUCGCCAGCACAGCUGUGCCCGGGACAACCCCCUCUCCACUCAACAGAGAACCGGAGGCCACAGCCUUAUUGGUCCCCAGUCCCGGGGCCCAGACCCGUUCAGCUGUCCCAACUCUUGCUGCGUCUUCUCCUGAGUCAGAUUCAACAGCCUCACAGGUCACCCAACCUGAGAUACAGGCAGGUCACUCCACCUCAACCCCGCCCGUCUCCUCGGGUGCAUCAGGACUGGAGGCCUCUCUGACCACUAGUUCCGAGGCAGUGACCACAGCACCUUUCUCUAGAACCAGCCCCAAUGUUCCCCGGGGUCGACCGCACCUCCCUUCCUCAAUGGAUACCAGUCCUGGGACAGAAUCCGCCUCUGCCGUUCCAACAAUGACUGCAUCGCCUGACAUACUAGAACUGGUGACCUCACAGCUCCCUAGCUCUGGGACAGACACCAGUUCAACUAAACCAACUCAAACUCCUUCUGAUAAACCAGGGACCACAGCCUCUCUGGCCACCAGCCACGGCACACCAAAGAUUCCAACCACUCCAAAUCCCUCCAUCUCGCCGGACGUAUCAGAGGGGGCAACGUCACUGGUCACUAGUUCUGGGAGAGAGACGACUACUACUCCUCCAGCUCCCACUGCUUCCCCAGGUCACCUGGAUACCUCAUGGGUCACCCAGGCUGAGACAGAAGCCAGUUCCUUUGUUUCAGCAGAGACUAUUUCCCCUGAAGAACCAGAUACCACAACCUCACGGGUCACUCACCCUGCGGAGGCCAGCACAGCAGUCCCCAGGACAACCCUGGGUUUUUCCCAAGGUGAAUCAGAUACCAUGCCCUCAACAGCCGCCGCGCCUGGAGAAGAAGCCGGUUCUGAUAUCCCAGCCACAGGGGUCCCACCUGAUAUCCCAGAUACCGUGAUCUCACUCGCCACUCCUUAUACAUCAGUGACCAUUAGGAAUAUUCCAACCCUGACGGUUCCAGCCGGUGAGCCGGAGACCACAGCCUCAUUGGUCACCCAUGCUGGGCCACCGACAGGUUCACCCGCUCCAGCUCUGACCGUCUCCCCUCGCGUGCCAGGGACAGGGACUGCAUGGGUCACCGGUUCUGGAGCUCAGACAAGUUUGCUUCCAACUCGGACUCUUUCCCCUGACCAACCAGAGACCACAGCCUCGUGGGUCACCCAUCCUGGGUCAGAAGCCAGUUCUGCUGCCCCGACUCUGACGGCUUCACCCAGUAGGAGCGAGACCACAGAGUCGUUGGGCCUCCAUCCUACGGAGACCAGCCCAGCGGUCCCCAGGACAACCCGAAGCUUUCCUCCUAGUGAAUCAGAUACCACACCCUCAACAGCCCUUGUUCCUGGGGAAGAAGCCAGUUCAGCUGUCUCCGCCUCCACUGUGUCACCUCAGGUGCAAGAGGCAGUGACCUCACCGGUCACUAGUUCUCUGGCAGUGACCGGUACAAGUCCUCCGAGCCUGGCUCUUUCUUCUUCUCAAUCAGAUACCGCAGCCUCAUGGGUCACCCAGACUGGGGAGCAGACCAGUGCAGCCGUUCUAACUAGGACUGUCCCUCCUGGUGGAAAAGGACUGGUGACCUCACUGGUCACUCGUUCUGGGACAGAGACAAGUACAACCACUCCAGCUCUGACCCUUUCCCCAGAUCGACUGGGCACCACAACCUCGCGGGUCCCUCACCCCGGGGCCGUGGCCGGUUCAGCUGUGCCCACCCCGACGGUUUCCCCUGGUGAGCCAGCUGCAACAGCUGGAGUCACCCGUCCUACAGAGACGAGCCCGGCCGUCCCCAGGCCACCCCCAGGUUUUCCCCAGAGUGGAUCAGACACCACACCCUCAGCGGCCGCCAGUCCCGGGACAGAAGCCAGUUCAGCUGAGCCAGUCAGGACUGCCUCACCUGAAGCACCCGAAGACACGGUGACCCCACAGGUCACUAGUUCUGAACUACCGGCCAGGAUGACUCUCCUGAUGACAACUCUCUCUCCCGGUGAACCAGAAACCACAGCCUCAUGGGCCACCCCUCCCAGGGCACAGACAAGCACCAAAGUCCCUGCCUCGACUCUUGUUCCUCCUUUAUCAGAGACCACAGCCUCCCUGUCCUUGGGACCUGGGGCGGAGGUUAGUACAGGGAUCCUGACUCACGCUGCUUCACGCGGUGGACCAGAGACAACGACUCCUCUCUCCGCCUCGCCUGCGACCGAGACCAGCAGAGCUAAUCCAGGCCCGACUGUGACAACGGGUGCUCCCGAAGAAGAAGCAGCCUCACUUUCCACCCGCCCCGGGACAGAGACCAGCCACACUGUUCCAGCCAUAACCCUGUCCCCCGAUUCAACAUCAACCCCCAGCGCCCCCAGCCCCUCAGCAGAGGCCAGCACAGGUAUCCCCGCUCCGACCAUUCCCCCCAGCGUCCCCGGGCUUCCCAGUGCCCCUACACCAAGUGAGCCCCCUACGGUGACCUCCUGGAGCGCAGAGACUUCACUGCCUGCAACUGCAGUUGGACUCCCAGAUAUUUCCAGGACUGUCACAGAUACCACUAUGACCUUGAUACCAUCAGAGAGCCCAACAUCACCUACAGCCAGUCAUGGAGAAGGAGCAGGUCAAACCACUACCCUGAAAGCUACCACUGAGGGGACCCCUCAUCUAGCUGCCGCCGAUUGGAGCUCCACGAUGGCUGACACCAGAAUCACCUUUGGCACACUGCCCGGAAGGCCCUUUAGCCCUCUGACCACACCCGCCAUGUCCACCUGGGGCCCUGAGAGCAUGACUCCAGGAACAGCUGAGGUUCCUUUGACGGUAUAUUUUACUAUCAACUUCACCAUCACCAACCUGCCCUACACGGAGGACAUGGGGCUUCCAGGCUCUGGGAUAUUCAAUGCCACCGAGAGGACCCUGCAGCACCUGCUCAAGCCCGUGUUCCAGAAUAGCAGUAUUGGGCACCUGUAUUCUGACUGCAAACUGACCUUACUCAGGCCUGAGAAAAACAGAACAGCUACUGGAGUGGACGCAGUCUGCACCUACCGUCCUGACCCCAUGGGCCUCGAGCUGGACAGAAAGAAGCUGUACUGGGAGCUGCGCCACGAGACCCACGAUGUCACCCAGCUGGGCUUCUUCACCCUAGACAGGGACAGUCUCUAUGUCAAUGGUUAUAACCAUCAGGCCUCGGGUCCCUCUCUCAGCACCGCUGUGAGCUCUACGAUGUUCCCAACGACUUCCAUGGCGCACGCCCACCUCUCCAGCUCCACAGCUGCAGUGGCGGUCCCUUUCCAGCUGCCAUUCACCCUCAACUUCACCAUCACCAACCUGGAGUACGAGGAGGACAUGCAGAACACGGGCUCCAGAAAGUUCAGCUCCACCGAAAGAAUCCUGCAGUAUCUGCUCAAAACCAUAUUCAAGAACAGCAGUCUGGGAUACCUCUAUUCGGGCUGCCGAUUAUCCACGCUCAGGCCUGAGAAGGACGGGGCAGCCACCAGAGUGGACCUGAUCUGCACACAUCGCCCCGACCCUAAAGGCCACAUAUUGGACCGAGAAAGACUGUACUGGGAGCUGAGCCAGCUGACCUAUAACAUCACCCGUCUGGGACCUUACACCCUGGACAAGGACAGUCUCUAUGUCAAUGGUUUCACCCAUUGGAGCCCUUCCCUCGUCACCAGCACUCCUAGGAUCUCCACGGUGGACCUGAGAACUUCUGAGUCUCCAUUCUCCUUCCCCAGCCACACAGCCGUGAGCCCUGCCCUGAUGCCCUUCACCCUCAACUUCAUCAUCACAAACCUGCAGUACGUGUCCGACAUGAGGCAUCCAGGAUCCGACAAGUUCAACACAACCGAGGCCAUCCUGCAGCGCAUACUUGGCCCUGUGUUCAAGAACACCAGUAUUGGCCCCCUCUACACUGGCUGCAGACUGACUUCACUCAGGUCUGAGAGGAACGGGUCAGCCACCAGAGUGGACAUCAUCUGCACCCAUCGCUCUGAGCCCACGGGCACCGGGCUGGACCGAGAGCUGCUCUACUGGGAGCUGAGCCGUGAGACUCGUGGCAUCACGCGGCUGGGCUUCUUCACCCUGGACAAGGACAGCCUUUAUGUCAACGGUUACACACACUGGGCCCUGACUCCUGUCCCCACGACUGAUAUGGCCUCUGUCAUACCCCCGGUGACUUCUGCACUCCCAGCCCCAAUCUCCACAGCCACCCCUACAGCGGCUGGCUCCAUGCUGGUGCCGCUCACCAUCAACUUCACCAUCGUUGAUCUGAUGUACGAGGAGGAGAUGCGUCAACCCGGAUCCUGGAAGUUCAACAUCACCGAGAGAGUGCUGCAGAAGCUGCUCAGGCCCUUGUUCAAGAACACCAGUAUCGGCCCUCUGUAUUCCGGUUGCAGGCUGACUUUGCUCAGAUCUGAGAAGGGUGGAACGGCCACUGGAGUGGAUGCCGUCUGCACCUACCACCCAGACCCCUCAGGCCUGGGGAUGAACAGAGAGCGGCUGUACUGGGAGCUGAGCCAGCUGACUCACGGCAUCACCCAGCUGGGCCCCUACACCCUGGACAGGAACAGUCUCUAUGUCAAUGGUUACACCCACCAGAUCAUGGCCACCACCACCAGGACUGCCAGCCUUACCCUGCAGCACUUCACGGUCAACUUCACCAUCCUCAACCUGCCCUACAUGGAGGACAUGCAGCCCGGCUCUGUGAGGUUCCAGUCCACAGAGACAACUCUGCAACACCUGCUCAAGUCCUUGUUCACCAACUGCAGCAUCGGUUCACUCUACGACGGGUGCACACUGUCCUUACUGAGGCCUGAGAAAGGUGGGACAGCCACUGGAGUGGACGUCAUCUGCACCUAUCAUCCUGACCCUGGGGGCCUGGGGCUGGACAGGGAACAGCUCUACUGGGAGUUGAGCCGCUUGACCCACGGUGUCACCCGGCUGGGCUCCUACAUCCUGGACAGAGACCACUUUUAUGUCAAUGGUUUCACCAGGCCAGUCCUGACCUCCACGGCCCCUGCUGCUGUGUCUUCCCCCGUCUCCUUGGGAACCUCGACUGCGUUGACCACAGCAGUCUCUGGCGCUGCUCUGGUGUCAUUCAGCCUUAACUUCACCAUCACCAACCUGCUUUACGUGGAGGAUAUGCAGCUCCCAGGCUCUGUGAGGUUCAACAAAACCGAGAAGGCUCUGCAGAAGCUGCUCAGGUCCCUCUUCCAGAGCACCAGUGUCGGCCUGCAGUACUCUGGUUGCAGACUGAUCUCUCUCAGGCCAAAGAAUGGCGGCGCCGCCACAAGCGUAGACGUGCUCUGCACCCACCACCAGAAAUCGGGGGCUCCGGAGCUGGACAGAGAGCAGCUGUACUGGGAGCUGAGCCUGCUCACCAAAGGGGUCACUCAGCUGGGCAGCUACACCCUGGACCGGAACAGUCUCUUCGUCAACGGUUACACCCACCGGACUGCGAUGACCACCACCAGUGUGACAGAACUGGCCCUGGAGUCCAUCACCAUCAACUUCACCAUCACCAACCUGCAGUACAAGGAGGACAUGCAGCCCCCAGGGUCCUUGACCUUCAAGACCACAGAGAAGGCUCUGCAGCUCCAGCUAGGGCCCUUGUUCAAAAACACCAGCGUGGGUCCCUUGUACUCUGACUGCAAAGUGAUUUUGCUCAGACCCAGGAAAGAUGGAUUGGCCACCAGGGUGGACGCAGUCUGUAACUACCGUCCUGACCCCGUGGGCUCCAAGCUGGACAUAAAGCAGCUGUACUGGGAGCUGAGCCAGCUGACCCACGGCAUCACCCAGCUGGGCCCCUACACCCUGGAGAGGAACAGUCUCUAUGUCAAUGGUUACACCCACCAGGCCACAGCAACGACUCCCAGUGACCUGACUCAAGGGGACCUCUCCUCUCCCUCCACGGAUGCCACCUCAGGACUUCGCCUGCAGUCCUUUACCCUCAACUUCACCAUCACCAACCUGCGCUACGAGGAGGAAAUGCAGCCCCCAGGGUCUUGGAUUUUCAACAGCACAGAGAAGACUCUGCAGCAGCUGCUCGGACCCUUGUUCAAGAACACCAGUGUGGGUCCCCUGUACUCUGGCUGCAGACUGACUUUGCUCAGGUCUGAAAAGAACGGCUCAGCCACAGGAGUGCACACCGUCUGCACCUACCAUCCUAACCCCCUGGAACCCAAACUAGAUAGAGAGCAGCUGUACUGGGAGCUGAGCCUGCUCACGCAAGGGGUCACUCAGCUGGGCAACUACACCCUGGACCAGAACAGUCUCUACGUCAACGGUUACACCCACCGGACUGUGAUGACCACAACCAGUGCCUCAGGACCUCCCCUGGAGUCCUUCACCCUCAACUUCACCAUCACCAACCUGCGCUACGAGGACGACAUGCAGCCCCCAGGGUCCUUGACCUUCAACACCACUCAGAAGGUCCUGCAGCACCUGCUUGGACCCUUGUUCAAGAACACCAGUGUGGGUCCCCUGUACUCUGGCUGCAGACUGACUUUGCUCAGGUCUGAGAAGGAUGGGUCAGCCACCAGGGUGGACGCUGUAUGCACCUACCAUCCUGACCCCGUGGACCCCAAGCUGGACAGAGAGAAGCUGUUCUGGGAGCUGAGAACACUGACCAACGGCAUCACCCAGCUGGGCCCCUACGCCUUGGACCAGAACAGUCUCUAUGUGAAUGGUUACACCCACCAGGCCACAGCAACUACUCCCACUGGUGAGUCCACACUUGGACCCAUGUUCAAGAACACCAGUGUGGGUCCCCUGUACUCUGGCUGCAGGCUGACUUUGCUCAGGUCUGAGAAGGAUGGGGCAGCCACCAGGGUGGACGCUGUCUGCACCUACCAUCCUGACCCCGUGGGCCCCAAGCUGGACAGAGAGAAGCUGUACUGGGAGCUGAGCCCAUUGACCCACGGCAUCACCCAGCUGGGCCCCUACGCCUUGGACCAGAACAGUCUCUAUGUCAAUGGUUACACCCACCAGGCCACAGCAACUACUCCCACUGCCUCAGGCCCUCCCCUGGAGUCCUUCACCCUCAACUUCACCAUCACCAACCUAGAGAAGCUGUACUGGGAGCUGAGCCCACUGACCCACGGCAUCACCCAGCUGGGCCCCUAUGCCCUGGACCAGAACAGUCUCUAUGUCAAUGGUUACACCCACCAGGCCACAGCAACUACUCCCACUGCCUCAGGCCCUCCCCUGGAGUCUUUCACCCUCAACUUCACCAUCACCAACCUGCGCUACGAGGACGACAUGCAGCCCCCAGGGUCCUUGACCUUCAACACCACUCAGAAGGUCCUGCAGCACCUGCUCGGAUCCUUGUUCAAGAACACCAGUGUGGGUCCCCUGUACUCUGGCUGCAGACUGACUUUGCUCAGGUCUGAGAAGGAUGGGUCAGCCACCAGGGUGGACGCUGUCUGCACCUACCAUCCUGACCCCGUGGGCCCCAAGCUGGACAGAGAGAAGCUGUACUGGGAGCUGAGCCCACUGACCCACGGCAUCACCCAGCUGGGCCCCUACGCCCUGGACCAGAACAGUCUCUAUGUCAAUGGUUACACCCACCAGGCCACAGCAACUACUCCCACUGCCUCAGGCCAUCCCCUGGAGUCCUUCACCCUCAACUUCACCAUCACCAACCUGCGCUACGAGGACGACAUGCAGCCCCCAGAGUCCUUGAUCUUCAACACCACUCAGAAGGACCUGCAGCACCUGCUCGGACCCUUGUUCAAGAACACCAGUGUGGGUCCCCUGUACUCUGGCUGCAGACUGACUUUGCUCAGGUCUGAAAAUGAUGGAUCAGCCACCAGGGUGGACACUGUCUGCACCUACCAUCCUGACCCCUUGGGCCCCAAGCUGGACAGAGAGAAGCUGUACUGGGAGCUGAGCCCACUGACCCACGGCAUCACCCAGCUGGGCCCCUUCACCCUGGACCAGAACAAUCUCUAUGUCAAUGGUUACACCCACCAGGCCACAGCAACUACUCCCACUGGUGAGUCCACAGUGACCCUGUCAUGGUCCCUUGACCUCCAUGGGGCAAGCAGCAGACCCCUGCCCACAUCUCCAGCUGUCAGGGAGGGUGGGAUCCAAGUCACAGGCUGGAAAGCCAGUGGGAUAGGUCUCAGCUCUGAUCACCUUGUGUUGAUGCCUGGACACACACCAAGGUCAUUAAAUGUCGUUUGGGUGGAAAAAAAGACUAAACCCCCAGGGUCCUUGACCUUCAACACCACUCAGAAGGUCCUGCAGCACCUGCUUGGAUCCUUGUUCAAGAACACCAGUGUGGGUCCCCUGUACUCUGGCUGCACACUGACUUUGCUCAGGUCUGAGAAGGAUGGGGCAGCCACCAGGGUGGACGCUGUAUGCACCUACCAUCCUGACCCCGUGGGCCCCAAGGUGGACAGAGAGAAGCUGUUCUGGGAGCUGAGCCCACUGACCCACGGCAUCACCCAGCUGGGCCCCUAUGCCCUGGACCAGAACAGUCUAUAUGUCAAUGGUUACACCCACCAGGCCACAGCAACUACUCCCACUGGUGAGUCCACAUCCUUCACCCUCAACUUCACCAUCACCAACCUGCGCUACGAGGACGACAUGCAGCCCCCAGGGUCCUUGACCUUCAACACCACUCAGAAGGUCCUGCAGCACCUGUUCGGACCCAUGUUCAAGAACACCAGUGUGGGUCCCCUGUACUCUGGCUGCAGACUGACUUUGCUCAGGUCUGAGAAGGAUGGGGCAGCCACCAGGGUGGAUGCUGUCUGCACCUACCAUCCUGACCCCGUGGGCCCCAAGCUGGACAGAGAGAAGCUGUACUGGGAGCUGAGCCCACUGACCCACGGCAUCACCCUCAGACCCUUGUUCAAGAACACCAGUGUGGGUCCCCUGUACUCUGGCUGCAGACUGACUUUGCUCAGGCCGGAGAAGGAUGGGGCUGCCACCAGAGUGGAUGCUACUUGUACCCGCCGCCCCGGCCCCACAAGUGUUGGACUGGACAGAAAGCAGUUGUACGAGCAACUGAGCCAGCUCACCCAGGGCGUCUCCCAGCUGGGGCCCUACACCCUGGAUAAGGACAGUCUCUAUGUUGAUGGUUAUACCCACCAGGCCUCGACCACCACCUCCAGCAUCAAUGGCUCCUCCGUGGUAGCGGUCACCCUCAACUUCACCAUCACCAACAUGCGACACACGGAAGAGAUGGAGCACCCAGGGUCCUUGAAGUUCGUCUUCACCGAGAAGAUCCUGCAGCGCCAACUCAAGACCGUGCUCAACAAGACCAGCGUGGGCCCCCUCUACGGCGGCUGCAGGCUGGCCUCGCUCAGGCCUGAGGAUGGCGGAACGUCCACGGGAGUGGAUAUGGUCUGCACCUUCCACUCUGACCCCGUGGGCGCCCGGCUGGACACGGAGCAGCUGUACCGGGAGCUGAGCCACGAGACCCAGGGUGUCACCCGGCUGGGCUCCUACACUCUGGACAGGAACAGUCUCUACGUCAACGGUUACACCUUUGGAGCCGCAGCCCUGACCCCCACCACUGGGGAGGUCAGCAGGGAGCCCUUCACCCUGAACUUCACCCUCUGCAACCUGCGCUACUCGUCUGAAAUGCGCCACCCCCAAUCCCUCAAGUUCAACAUCACGGACAUCCUCAUGCAGCACCUGCUCAGCCCUUUGUUCCAGAGGAGCAGCCUGGGGGCCCAGUACAGAGGCUGCCAGGUCACGGCCCUAAGGUCUGUGAAGAACGGUGAGCAGACCCAGGUGAAUCUCCUCUGCACCUACCAGCGGCCACCCAGGGGCCCAGGUCUGUCGGCCCAGCAGGUGUUCCACGAGCUGAGAAGGCAGACUCGGGGCAUCACCAGGCUGGGUCCCUACUCUCUGGACAAGGACAGCCUCUACCUCAAUGGUUACAAUGAGCGUGGUCCGGAUGAGCCUCCUCCAACUCCUGAGUUAGCUACCACAUUCCUGCCUUCGCCCACGACAUCGGCGCAGCCAGAAACCACCACAGAAGCGAAGCCGUCCACUCCUCUACCAACAGAAGUGCCCACCAGAAGUUCCAGCUCCCAGAACUUCCAGCUCAACUUCACCGUCACCAACCUGUUCUAUACCCAGGACAUGGCUCAGCCGGGCACAGCCAGACACCAGCGGAACAAAAGAAGCCUGGAGAAUGCGCUCAACCAGCUUUUCCGGAACAGCAGCAUCAAGGGUUACUUUUCUGACUGUCAAGUUUUAGCAUUCAGGUCUGUCCCCCAUAGCAACCACACUGGGGUGGACUCCCUGUGUCACUACUCACCGUUGACCCGGAGAGUGGACAGAAUGGCCAUCUAUGAGGAAUUCCUGCGGCUGACCCAGAAUGGCACCCGGCUGCUGAACUUCACCCUGGACAGGAACAGUGUCCUUGUGGAUGGAUAUUCUCCCAUCAUAAAUGAUGUUAUGACUAGAACUUCUGCCCUUCCCUUCUGGGCCAUCAUCCUCAUCUGCCUGGCGGGACUCCUGGGACUCAUCACGUGCCUGAUCUGCUGUUACCUGGUAACCAUGCGCCGGCGGAAGAAGGAGGGGAAUUAUGAGGUGCAUCACCGACCCCUGGGCUACUACGUGCCACACCUGGACCAGAGGAAGCUGCAGUGAUUCCACCUACGAGUGGAACCAAGUGUCCCGGGUGUGAGGCCCGCUGUACCGUCCUGCCUGGAUUUGCUGGAAUACGUUGCGUGAUCUCCACACCUUUUUCAGCCCAGCACAAGCGAUAAUAUCCAGGGGCUGGGAAUUAAACCGACCAUCCUGCCAGCCCCCCCCCCCCCACCUUCGAGCCGUUUUGGAGCGAGCCUCACAUCUGGCGCAGGCUUGCCUCUAAGAAUGCACCCUCUGAAGAUCACAGUAAUGACGCUGAUGACCGCCACUCAUCAACUACUGUCACACCUCCAUCCACCACAGGGAUACACGCCAAGAGACCCAAGGUCCUUUGAUCUUCUGUGCGCUCUGCGAAAAGGGUCAUCGCGACUUGGCAAGCUCUGCAGGCACCAGAUCCAUCAAUGCUGUCCCUCUGCUAUGUCCCUCUUUGAAUGUAGCUCCCCCAAAAUCUCAAUAUUGGAAACUUAAUCCCCAAGGCGACAGCCUACAGUGAGGGGGACCUAGCAAGGUGUGCUCAGGUCCCAAGGGCUCUGGCCCCGUGAGUUGGCAUAAUGCCACUACAGAUGAGGGCUAUGGGAGUGGGCACUCUCUCUUCCCUGCUCUUCUGCACGGCGAGGACUUAGCAUUGGUCUCUUUCGCCCUUGCACCGUCCAUUAUCAAGAACAAAGCUACAAGGCCCUCGGCAGAUGCUAGCACCUUGAUCUCGGAAUUCCCCACCUCCAAAACUCUGAGAAUAAAUUUCUGUUCUGUAUAA
Molecule: messenger RNA, 12790 nt
Organism: Ictidomys tridecemlineatus (thirteen-lined ground squirrel)
Lineage: Eukaryota; Metazoa; Chordata; Mammalia; Rodentia; Sciuridae
Source: RefSeq, a predicted model, not a curated record